Messenger RNA from Nothoprocta perdicaria, 7615 nucleotides. It is a transcript of the gene PLCH2, whose product is annotated as phospholipase C eta 2. The record is from RefSeq and is a predicted model, not a curated record. Gene Ontology annotation, molecular function: calcium ion binding; phosphatidylinositol-4,5-bisphosphate phospholipase C activity. Gene Ontology annotation, biological process: lipid metabolic process; phosphatidylinositol-mediated signaling. NCBI's taxonomy places the organism in Eukaryota, Metazoa, Chordata, Aves, Tinamiformes, Tinamidae. Bases 1581 to 7070 code for a protein of 1829 amino acids. The transcript has 24 exons.
AUAAUAAAAAGUCUCAGAUUCUUCCUUGUAGACUGAGACCAAACCUGCUUCUACCAUGAAUUCCAUCCCCUGGCAAAAGCAAAAUCAUGAGUUAGAAGUUUAGCAUGAAAGAAGUGGCUGAUCUGAAUACAGACUGUGCAAAUAGUGUGUUUAUUGUAAUAUCAAGCAACAUAUAAAAUGUUUGCCAAGGAUAAUGGAACAUCACUUUUUCUUAGCAGAAUACUAAGCAGUUGAGUCUGUAAAGCUGAACGGACCUGAGAUUCUAGUGCAUUUUAAAUGCUUACAGCUGAUAGAAGCUUCCUGGAGACUCGGUAUCCUGAUAAUGUUAAUAUUAGAAGUAGCAGUGGAUCACAGUAUUGACCUACUACAAAUUCUUUUAUCAGUGUGGUGGCUGAUAGUGAAAUGAAGAGGUAAAACACGCUGGGAUGGGUAUGACUAAUAUGUUCCAUCUGUAACACACAGCAAGAACAGACUGAUGUUAGUUGUUUCACUGUGCUUGCAAGAAAAGUAUCUUGAUCAUUACCUGCAACUGCAGAAAACUUCCAUCUCUCUUAAAAUUUAGCUCCUGUGUUUGAUUUAAGGUUAGCAAGGUGAAAAUUUCUGUAAAGACUUCUCUGCCAUUGCAUUCUUUCCUGCUCUUGCUUAUARCAGGCCUGAUAAGGGAGUUGCUUCCCUGACAUUAACAUAAGGAAGUCCAAAAUGUAAAACAAACUCAGUGCAUGGUAAUGAUUAACUUUCCCUCCCAUAUUUUGCUUGUCUGUGCAUYAUUAAAUAUGGGUUUACUUCUACAGACUAGUUAGUAUGGAAGAAGUUUGGAGUGCAACUUUCAAACAGAGCAGUAAACAGAUGCCUCAGUUUCCAACCUGAAGAACAGGUUCUACUCAUAUAAAAGGAGCUCGACGUCUGCCCAGGACUGUUACCACCCUCUGGUUCCUUUUGCCUCCUCCCACUUUGAACUUGUUACCCUGGAGCUGAACUGUUUGAACAAGGGCUGUAAGAGUUGCUUUGUGAUUAGCGAGCUGAGAGCCAUUAACAUGUAAAGUGCAGGGGAGGAGCCUUCACCGCCAGAUUUUGCACCCCCUUUCGCUUUUUUUUGUCAUGCUGAGGAAGUUCCCGAUGCACCGGGCAGAGCAGCCGGGAUGGAGCCACUCUGGUGUCCGGGGAGAAGAAACAAAGGAAUAAAAAGGAUUGAGAGUAUGGUUUCUUAAGUUCUAUAGUUGCAGCUUCGGACCACCACAAAGGUUUGCAGCAUGCAGGAAAUCCUGAGAAGUCUAACUGCAUACUUGUAACUAUUUUGCUGCUGAGAAGGGCCAUCAUAUCCAUUCUCCCAAGACUGAACUCGGUGGUAAUUCUCUCUCCACACAGAUACCAGAACUUGUUUCUUCAAUAUGUGCAAUAUGCAUGAGCAGGACUAAACCAGGACAGUUUCCUGAAUGUGGGAUUCCAGAGAAGACAUCAUCUGUGGCUUCAGAUAAUUUUAUUACCAAGACUGACUCUUUUGGCAGACACACGUUCGGAAGUACUGUGUUGCUUGGUUGAUUGAAGCAYCCACUCUUACAAGGCUGCUCUGAAAGGCUGAGAUGGCUCUGACUUCUCCAAAYUCUGCAGUAGGGAAUUUGAUACAAAGAGAAGAACUCGUGUUCCAUAGUGAAAACUGUUGUCGUUUCCUCUCUGCAAACAUCGUCAAAGUAGUGGAAAGAUGUAUGAGUUUGAUGCAAGCUGGCACGCAGAUGAUCAAACUCCGUGGCGGUUCCAAAGGCCUGGUGCGCUUUUAUUACUUGGAUGAACACAAGUCGUGCAUUCGCUGGAGACCAUCUCGGAAGAAUGAGAAAGCCAAAAUCUCUAUCGACUCUAUUCGGGAGGUGUGCGAGGGGAAGCAGUCGGAGAUCUUCCAGCGCUACGCUGAUGGCAGUUUUGAUCCCAACUGCUGCUUCAGCAUYUACUACGGAGACCACAUGGAAUCUCUUGAUCUAGUAUCUUCCAGUGGAGAGGAAGCACGCACAUGGAUCACAGGGCUGAAAUAUCUCAUGGCAGGGAUCAGUGAUGAAGACAGCCUGUCAAAACGCCAGAGGACCAGAGACCAGUGGUUGAAGCAGACUUUUGAUGAGGCAGACAAAAAUGGUGAUGGAAGUCUGAGUAUUAAUGAAGUACUGCAGCUAAUGCACAAGCUGAAUGUGAACCUACCCAGACAAAAAGUCAAGCAAAUGUUUAAGGAGGCCGAUACAGAUGACAACCAGGGCRUGCUGGGCUUUGAUGAAUUCUGUGCCUUCUACAAGAUGAUGUCAACGCGGCGUGAUUUGUACCUGCUAAUGCUUACCUACAGCAACCACAAGGACUACCUAGAUACGGAUGACUUGAGGCGCUUUCUUGAGAUUGAGCAAAAGAUGACCAGCGUGACUAAGGAACACUGUCUGGAAAUUGUCAGCAAGUUUGAACCGUGCUUGGAGAACAAGAAGGAGGGAGCUUUGGGGAUUGAUGGUUUCACCAAUUACAUGCGGAGUCCAUCAGGGGACAUAUUCAACCCAGAACACUACCAAGUGAAUCAGGACAUGAGUUAUCCUUUGAGUCACUAUUUCAUUACCUCUUCACAUAAUACCUACCUCACAGGGGAUCAACUGAUGUCUCAGUCUAGGAUGGACAUGUACGCAUGGGUGUUACAAUCUGGCUGUCGUUGUGUAGAAGUUGACUGCUGGGAUGGGCCAGAUGGUGAACCAAUUGUCCAUCAUGGAUAUACUUUGACUUCCAAAAUUCUCUUCAAAGAUGUGAUUGAAACUAUCAACAGAUAUGCCUUUGUCAAGAAUGAGUACCCUGUUAUCUUGUCAAUUGAGAACCAUUGCAGUGUCAUUCAACAGAAGAAGAUGGCACAAUAUCUUACAGAAAUACUGGGAGAUAAGCUGGAUUUGUCUUCAGUGCACAGUGAAGAUCCUACCAAGCUCCCUUCACCAGCAAGUCUUAAAGGGAAGAUAUUGGUUAAGGGGAAGAAGCUUCCAGCCAAUAUUAGUGAUGAUGCAGAAGAAGGUGACGUGUCGGAUGAGGACAGUGCUGAUGAGAUUGAUGAUGAUUGUAAAUUAAUGAAUGGAGAUGCAUCUGCUAAUAGGAAGAGAGUGGAAAAUAUAGCAAAGAAAAAGCUUGACUCAUUGAUAAAGGAAUCCAAAAUCCGUGACUGUGAAGAUCCAAACAAYUUUACUGUCACCACUCUGCCAUCCUCGGGGAAGGUUGGUCAGAAAUCAGAUGUUAAGAAGAGUAAACUUGAAGAUGAAGUGGAAUCCGGGGAAGACUUCAGUAGCAGCAGGCGGCACGGCCGGUCGCUGAUGGGCAGCUUUUCUAAACGGAAGAAAAAAGGAAGCAAAAUGAAAAAGGCAACAAGUCUGGAAGAGGGUGAAGAUGAUUUGGACUCUCAAGGAAAUUUACUCAGGGGCUCUGUACAUUACAACAGGAUAAACCGACAGAAGAAAACAAUGAAACUUUCCCGGGCGUUGUCUGACCUGGUGAAGUACACGAAGUCUGUUGGCAUUCAUGAUGUAGAAGCGGAAAUCUCUUGCAGCUGGCAGGUUUCAUCUUUCAGUGAAACAAAAGCACACCAGAUCCUGCAGCAAAAGCCAGCACAGUACCUACAUUUCAACCAGCACCAGUUGUCCCGUAUCUACCCAUCCUCUUACCGUGUUGACUCUAGCAACUACAAUCCCCAGCCAUUCUGGAAUGCUGGCUGCCAGCUUGUUGCAUUAAACUACCAAUCAGAGGGGAGAAUGCUGCAACUGAACCGGGCGAAGUUUAGUGUCAAUGGGAAUUGUGGCUACGUCCUCAAACCAAACUGCAUGUGUGAAGGUGUCUUUAAUCCAAAUUCUGAAGACCCGCUGCCUGGACAGUUGAAGAAGCAGCUGGUUCUAAGAAUUAUCAGUGGUCAACAGCUCCCAAAACCACGGGACUCCAUGCUGGGAGACAGAGGAGAGAUCAUAGAUCCAUUUGUAGAAGUCGAAGUUAUAGGCUUACCAGUUGAUUGCGUCAAAGAACAAACUAGAGUGGUUGAUGAUAAUGGUUUUAACCCAAUGUGGGAGGAAACGCUGGUGUUUACAGUGCACAUGCCAGAGAUUGCGUUGAUUCGGUUCCUCGUGUGGGAUCAUGAUCCAAUUGGGCGAGAUUUUAUUGGACAGAGAACAAUAGCUUUUAGCAGUAUGAUGCCAGGCUACCGACAUGUAUACCUAGAAGGUAUAGAAGAGGCAUCUAUUUUUGUUCAUGUGGCUAUUAAUGACAUCUGUGGUAAGGUCAAACAAACACUGGGUCUAAAAGGUCUGUUUCUCAGAAAUCCAAAGCAGGCCUCUCUGGACAGUCAUGCUGCUGGUCAGCUCCAUCGCAAACAUUCCUUUAGCGGCCACAUCCUGAGACGCACAGCGAGUGCACCCACCAAAAGCCAGAAGAAAAACAAGAAAGGGUUUCCAGAAAUUGCUUUUGACACCAAAGAUAACAGCUCUGAAGGGGCCAGCGAAGAUCAUGAAGUGGAAGACACUUCUCAGCCUCGCUUUGAGCAACUGCCCGAAAUUGCUUGUCUGUCACCAGCUUCCAGAGAUGGUGCCAAUGGGGAGGUACAUGGCAGAGGGGUGAAAGGUAAGGCCCAUCCUUCCAGCAAAGGUAAAAGCCAAGGUUGUGUUCAAGGGGGUGCUGCUUUCAGUGAACCCAUACGGAGGUCAAACAGGGUCCGUCUUCAGGAGCAGCAGAGUGAGAAGCAGAGUAUCUUUGCACGCUGCGCCAUCAACGGCUCGGGUAGGAUUGGAGUAGCCACUAAUUGCAUGAAAUGCAUGAUUGGGUCCAAGGAAAGCCCAGAUCUAGAAUGCAAAUGGAGUGACCAACCUACCAGGCCUCUUGCUAAAGAUAUGCAUCACCAUGAUCAGUAUAGCAGUAUAAGUGGAGAAGAGAGGUUAGAACUAAAAACCUGGGGUAUUAAAGAUCAGCCAAGGCCACGGUCAGACUUGCAGUCUUGCAGCAGCUCUGGAACUGCCGGUGACCCGAUAAGGGGCAGCCAGUCUCUGGUGACCUCAGGGAAGAAAGUUGCUGAACCCAAAUGUCAUGGAAUGAAGGCUCAUUCCCGGCAGCGCUGGCAGUGCCAGCCAGGUGGCAAGUAUGGCAGCACUGUGAACUUGGUUGCAGCCACCAGUGGCUCCAUAUCCUCCAGUUCCAGCAGUCUAGAAAGCCUUGGAAGCCCAGAAUUCCCCAAGCGCUGGCCUGAAACUUCUCGAAGGCAAGUGGGCACCCUACAGCGGGAAAUGAAUGCCUUGUUCGUUCAAAAACUGGAGGAAAUUCGAAGUAAAUCCCCUAUAUUCUUUACUGGAAUCUGCCAGUUCUCAGUACARAAGUCAGUCACUUCUUUACGCAGCCUCGAAACUAUCACUGAAGAGCCCAGUAUUGCCAAUGAAAACCAGCACGCCAGCGUCGUCUUCCCUCUACCCAUUCCUCCAUACAGUGACUCUGAAGAGGGGUCUGUAUCUGAUCGUUCCACUGAAUCUCAAUCAGGAGAAAGUAGCACAUCCAACCCAACAGGARAACCUCUGCAUUCUAAAGAGCCAAGAACAGAUGUGGCUGCAGAAGACCAAGUGCAGGCAACCGCAGCAGCAGCUGACACAAGUGUAUUAGUCCAAGAGGAUGAAAGGACAGAUGUGGCAGGAUGUCCCAGAGAAGAAAACGGUGGGACACAGGCAAACAGCAGCGCUGAAGAUCAUUUUUUUUUGGCAGUGCAUCCUCAGCAAGCGUGGCUGGUAGUGGCAGCGGGCCAGACUGCUGACCAAGCUUCUGAGAACCACCAGAGGCAAAAUAACCAACCAGGUCACGUAUUAACAGACCUGAAAAUCAGCACUGAAUCCCAAGGCCAAGAGCCUGGUGCAGCAGCUGUCCCUCUGCAGCAUAAUAGCGUGAUCAACAGCACACAGAUAGUUUUGCCUCCUGGUGCUUUCCAGAAAGCCCAAGCUGCACAGACUCCAGCUGUUUCUGUUUCUCAAACCAGCUCUUAUUUGUUAAGAAGGAAGUCAAAAAGUGCAGGUCACGUGAUGUCAGACUCCUCAGCCUUAAUAAAAAAUCCAAGUAGCCAGUCUCCAGCAGCAGAGGUGUAUUUUGAUGCUACCCUUAAUGACCGGAUCUGGAGCAAGCUAGAUUGCAGCAAUCACCGUGACAGCAUGUCUUCCUCUUCCAGCAUGUCCUCCAACGACACUGUGAUAGAUCUCUCUCUUCCCAACCUAGCUCGCAAGAGCCUUCCAGAUCUUGGCAUCCAUCAUGAAAACUUUGAGCCCCUUGCUGUUAGAAAGGGUAUGCGCCCGCGGUCCGCUACAACAUCAGGUAACGAGAUGCCAGUGGUGAGCAAGAGCAAGUCCAAUCCUAAUCUGAGGUCUGGUCAGCUGCCAGAGGAUGAGUUGUGCCCCCGACCUCUUGUCAGGCGUACUCAAGAUGCGUUUUCAUCCAUCCCUAGAAGACAUACCUGGAGCAGGCUCUACAUGGAAAGUCUCAGACAAUCUUCUCUCAAGUCCAAAGCACAAGAUAAGGUUGGGAACAGCCAGGCAAAAUCCAAAAGUCUUGGAGACCUUACCUCUGAUGAUAUCAUCUGCACUUUUGAAAGCAAAUACCGGAGCAUCAGCAAGAGUUUUGUCACUCGRUCAAUGCGGGAGCAGCGCCGCUCCUCCAGCCUGAGGUCACCAGUCAAGUCUCAGGAUGAGUUGACUGAACAGCUAAAGAAGCUGACAGCCUUUCAGCAGGAAAACGAUAUCACUUCCCCUACCAGUCUUGAUCCGAUGGAAUCUGAAGAGGAAGGGGAGAGCUUAGGACUCCUUCGCAGGUCUUCAUCUCGGAGCCAAAGCAGGGUACGGUACAUUGCCAACAGGGCCAAGCAAGCUCAGGAGAGGCAGCGGCUGCAAAGCCUUGGCCAGCUCAGCGGGAGCCCCAUUGAGGAGAGAGGAAACCCCGAGGGAGCCUGCAGUGUUGUGAAAGGAGUUUGUGCGGACAUCGCAUCUCCUACUGCRUUUACAUCCCAGCCUAAGGGCGAGGCUGAGUAUAACCCUGACACAGAGGUCUUUUUUAUGCUGAAAUUGUAAUUCUGGGAAGCACUGAAUACGGUGAUGUUUACAUUCCUGUCGAGAAAAGAUGUAGUGACCUAAGAGGCAUAGGAUGUCCUCAUAUGGCCUAGUUCUUCCUGGUCCUCCUUUGAUAGUAAAGGUGCUUAAGACCACGGCUCCAAAAGAAUAGGUGAAUGUUUUACACUUGUCGACAGUCUAUCAAAGCAGAACAAGCAAGCAAAAUCAAUGGCUUGUAUUUUUACAAGCUUAAUGAUCGUCAGAUCAUUAAAAAAAUUCAUUUUUUAAUAUAAUUACUGCAUUUUUUUCCAGCCUCCAAUCUAGCCUCCUUUGCCUGUGACCACUGCUUUGCACUUGCGGUUUAAGCUGUGCAAGGCUCUGUCUCUACUAAUUUCAGUGAUUGAUUCCCACCCUAGGUAAACAUCUUUUUGAUAUUUAACAACAACUAAGGUAAACUUCCUGUAAUUAAAACUAUGUCCCCUGCUCUGCUUUUUUUUAUUUUUUAUUUUUUAUUUUUUGAAGAAUGUGAGGCAUCUGAGAGCAUCCCUUUUUGGAGACAGCCAAAA